GACCUAUGAACUAUUAUUGUACGAUUUACCAUUCAUGAAUUGUUCCCUAUCUGUUAAUCGCUACCUCCCUCAUUCACAGCCAUUUCUGGCUAAUUAUUGUACAAAUGUUAUUUUCUAUUUUGUUGAUACGUUGUGGUCGGGUUGAUUGGUAUAUAAACAGAGUAUGCUUGAAAUACAAUGAUUUAUAUCUCAGAGGCUGAGACUUACGUUCUGGACUCAACUGGCUGGGCUAGACAGGAAAGCGGGAUCAAUCAGGACUCUAGGCCGUUCUUACGUGUUUACGCAUCUUUAGUUCGAUCGAUAAUACGCUGUCCAUACAGUCCUUAUUGGCAUACCGGUUAUUUUAGAAUACAUAUGGAUCACGUCGUACAUUUGCAUGUUUCUAACUUGUUUCCUCAAACGUAUUUUUUCAGAAUUUCCUAUUAAUAAAAAGUGUUUUAGUCAUUAUAUGUAUGGAUAUAAUUCUGUUUUUUUCCUUUCAAUCACCAUCGCGAAAAAAUGGGUGACGUGUUUGAUUAAAAACUAAACUAAGGUUGAGAAUCUGAACCGAUUUCAUAAAUUUUAGUGGGUAAUUGAUUACAUUUACUACUAGGUGUGCUGUUUCAAUUAAGUUAAUUAAUAUACCUUGCAGUUUUGAGUUGUUUAAACAAGGAGAUUAAACUCAAAGUGGUUAUUCACCAAAACAAUAUUUAAAAAAGCUUUUCUUUCUGUAACCUUUAAUUAUGAGUAUGGCGUCAGAGAAGUUGUGGAAAAUUCCUCAAUUACGGUCCUUAGUAGCACUGACCACUCAAAAUCCCUACAAGAAAAUAAACAACCAAUCAAAUUUCUCUUAGAAUAAUCGUGGUGUCGAAAAUAGCUGUACAAAAUUUAGUUUGUAGAAAUCCAUUAGUUUUAGAACGGAUGAUGCUAUUCACAUGAAAUACACAGAUACUCGGUUUUAAUUGAAUGUUAGAUAUUAUUUGGUUUAAAAACAAGAUAAUAUCCAAAUGAAUAAGAAUCAGUUCAUUUUAAUAGAAUUUAGUUAUUCGUUCGAUUAAUCAUGUAGAUUUUAUGUAUGAUUUUAAUUCCUCACAAAUUGGUGAAAGGUUCAUGCUUUGACAGAAAACUAUUAGGUAAAAAACUGAGUUACACAGUAAAGAUAGAUUUCACUUAACAAUUUGUUGACAGGGUUUCAUUCUCUGAGCUACAUGAUUUAAUUGAUAAACUUUCGUUGUUCUUCUGAAUAACGUCGUUAGCGCAUACUUCAGGUAGAAAUGAGCUUUUCGAAUUUCUGCACAUAUAACUCACAGCUUAUGCUGCAGACCCUGAGUUUGAUUGGUUAUUAUUAAUCUGUAUCCUGUUAUUGAAUCUUUAUUUUGAUUGUCUCCCUCUUUGACCCCAUCCCGCACCCCGCGGGAUCGUGGGUGCGCACUGCUGAGGAGUCCCAUACUAGGACGAAACGGCUGUCCAGUGCUUCCAGGUUUCCAAUGGUGGUCUAACAUCAAUUAAUUCAUGAUCUCAACCAAAAACUUAACAAUCUCCACAACCCCCAUACUGAUGAUCUGAGUUCCAUCAAUAAUCUUGUUGUAACUUCUGAUUUGUUCUUUAUAUAUCGUGGGAUGAUCCGUUUGUUGGUUUUUUUCAUUCCAUUUGGUUUUUGCUGUUGGGUUCGAUUGAUAUUUUUUCGAGUUGGGUGGGUAGCCGUCCUUUUCAAAAGCAAUCAUCAAGUAUUUUUCCGUGCAGCGUUUUCGCUCUUCAGGAAUUUGUCUACAGGUGUUUUUAUGAGUCAUUGGGUCGUUGUUAUCGUAGAGUGUAACCAAUGUUUUGUAGCAAUGAAAAUUCUAUAGGGUGAUAACCAUAACUCGGAAUACUAUCCUUUACUGCAAAGAAUAACUUGGGAUGUUUGGGUUAAUUAUUUGGAUAAAAGAUGUUAUUUCACCGUUAUUUUAUUGCUUUUUUAUUGUUAAUUGUUUUUUAAACAAUCCUGAUUGGCUGGCAAGUCGCCUUAGGCCGUUAUUCCUUCUUUUUUCUACUCUACAAAUCUAACCAUCGUCAUUAUGAAAUAAUUUUCUGAAGGAAUUCUCAUUGAAAUCAAUCGAUGCCCCACUGUUGUCAUCAUUCUCAUUAUAUGAUUGUUUCUGAGUGUAAAUUGGUUGCUACUUUGUUUUCUAUCAAGCAUCUUAGCCACUAAUUAAGGUAUUUUCAGUAUUUUGGUAGUAAAACAACAUUUCACUACACCUUUACCUUGUUUACCAAAAAAUCUACAUUACAUCACAUACGUACCUAAUGUGUGAACUGACAAAAAUGUUAACAAAGUAUUUUGGAUUUCUCCUUUGCCAUUACUUAAUCGUUAUUCCAGAAGAAUACAAUGCUUGAUUUUUUUUAAAAAAAUAUAAUUAUUUUCUGUCGAUUUCUUUUCAUUAUCAAAGGCUCAUUGUAUUCGUGGUGGUUGUCGUGAAGCAGAUGGUUGGUGUCGUGUAUUAUGGGGUAAAACUGCCAGACUUGCUGAUAAAUAUUGCUUUUAUGAAAAUGAAGUAAAGAGUAAAAAAUCUAAUGUCGAUUCUGUAGCAAAUUGUGGCGUACACCGACCAUUAUCUAAAAAUCGAUGGGAAGAUGUAAAAACGUGGACAGGAAUAGCUUGUGAAACAUGGUAAUUUUGGUAGUUCAUCAUAUUCCUUUUUUCUUAUAAUUCGUUAUUCUUUUUAAUUGGUUUUGCUGUAAUUUAAGAGUAGAUUGGUCUUAAAAAAUAUAUGUCAGAGAUUUAGAACAAACUUGUAGGUCGUUUAUUCCUACGGAUAUGAAUAUCAUUUAUUAAGUUCCAGAUUCCAUUUGAUCAGUUUUCGUCGCUUCGCUACUAAUGACUACUUAUAAGAAUGUCUCGAUUUCGGUUUUAAUUGUAACUUUAUACAUAAGCAAGGUGGGGAGUACUGUGGUGUCUUUUAGGAUUACCACAUUAUUUUAUGACUUAUGUCCUCUCAAAAAUUAUCACGUGACAAAACCACCCAUCAGAGUACCGAUUUCUAUGAAUUUGUCCCUGAACUAAACAAUGACAAGUUCAUCUAUUGCGUGAUAUAGUCCAAUCUUCAUCUUUUGAGUCACUUUGUGACUCAAAGUGAGAAUGCAUAAGCCGACAAACUUCUAAUUGAUGUAAAUGAAAUGCUGCGUGAGAUAUUUGGAAACUGUUUUCAGUGGUAUAAAUGAAUAUAUUCUUCAUUUUUGGUAUAUAUUACAAUUUUAGAUAGUAGCAUAAUAUAGGAUACGUAUUUUUGACACUAUUCGGAAGGUCAUCAGUUGAAUGUGCUUGCGUUUCACAUUGAAACUCAAUCUCCCUACCCAUCCCUUCAUAUCUAUGUUUUGGAUUUCUUUUCUAACUUGAAUGUUAAUAUAUACCAAAAGUUUUUAUUUGUACAUGAAAUCAAGUCAUCCUCACUCGAUUUACAUAUUCCAACAGAGUCAUAAGAUAAUAGUCCUAAAUCAUAACAUGAGGAUAAUACAACUCUUCACAAACUUAUCCCUUAUGCUUUAUCAUUUUCACAAUCAUUGAUACCACAAUUAUUUCGAAUAUUUAUUUAUUUAUAUGAUUGAUUUUCUCUUUUUGUAUGGUGAUAUACAAUGAACCAAGUGUCAGUAAUGUCCGUAACCAAAGUAACCAAUAAUAUGUUACUUUGAGCCCCCACCAUUUUUACUCAGUACUACCUCGUUCUGAUCACCCUUUUAUUUAGCUAUCAAUCAAUAAAAAUUUUACUCUUAUAAAUAUUUUGCUUUUCGUAAUUAUUCAUCUUUGCAUUUCCAAUUGCUAUUUGGUGUGUGUAUUUGGCUCUCAUUUUCUGACGAACUAUAUUUGUUUUGUACUGAUUACAGUGAUUCACAUAUGGGAAGCAGAUAAAGUAUUAAAAAGUAGUUUUACUGGUUUUGACUUCAGUUAAUACAUCUAGACUGUGUGCUUCGAUAAUAUAACAGAACUUGUUUUAGGAGCAAACCUACGGAGAAAAUGAACUUAACAAGUUUUCGAACAGAAAUCUGGUCGAUGGAUGACAUGUAAAAAGUGUUGAAUUCCCCUUUCUUCAUUUAACAGUGUGUAUCAUUCAAUCGAAAUUUUAAGUGAAGAAAUUUUAUUUGUUUUGUAUCGUUCGGAAUAUAAUAAUACUAACAAUUAUUGUUAUUAUUAAAGUCUUCAUUGAAAUUUAAUCAUUAAUAUCAGCUAAAAAAUUCUAUAUAUCCUUAAAAGGCAUAUUAUUUCAUUUGUACUUUUUACCACUUUUCUUCCUGUUGUAUUUGUGUGUCGCUCAUUUCCAAUUUCUCGAAAAGAAAUUUCUAAAAAAUGCAUGACGUAACUAGCAUAAACUACUGUUUGAUUGAAGUGAGUGGUUUAACCAUCUAAAUAAUUCACAAUUGUUAGAUGCCUAAGAUUUUGGUGAAGCUCUGUUCUCAGAGCUGGAUGGUCUGGUCGUGGAACUUUCAUCGUUCUUCUGAACAACAUUAUCAGAACAAACUUCAGGUAAAAGUGAAGUGUUCGAAUUUCUCCACAUAUGACUCACAUCUUGCCCUGCAGACCUCGACCUUGAUUGGUUAUUUUUGACGUUUAACCUAUCAUUUUCACUUCUUUGUUUUGAUUGUAUUUCUCAGUGAUUUGAUUCUUGGUCCUACAUUUAUCUAUAAUUUUUUUGAUUGGUUGAUAGAAUGGAUUGAUUUCACUGUGUUUGUCGAUUGCUCAUCGACCUAAGUGGCAAGCUUAUAAAAGUUCUCUGGCGUUUAUAGAAAUUCCUCUAUCCAAUAUCUCAAUAUGUUUUCUAGUCGAAUGUAUGUCCACAUUCAUUGAUAUAAGCGAGGAUACGUCAUGGCUUUUCUCCAAUAAUUGAUGUUCGUGCAGGCGAAGAUGAAGGAGGUGUCCACUUUGUCCGAUGUAGUGUUUUUCGCAGUUGGGGCAACUCAUUUCGCAGACGAUGUUCGGUCUUUCUUCUUUUGUCAUUUCGUCCUUUGGUUUGCAUAGGAUUGAUUGAGGCGAUUUUGUUGGUUUGUGUGCUACAUCUAUUCCAAAAGGCUUCUACAAUCUCAUUUCAAUUUCUGCCAUAUUCUUUAUAUAUGGCAGCAUGAUGCGUUUAUUGGUUUUUGUACUUGAUUUCGUUUUGCUUAUGCAUUUGGUUGAUAUUUUUUGAUUAAGUUGAUUGGUUAGCCGUUCUUUUGAAAGAUAGGCUUUAGAUAUUUCUCUUCAUUUUCCCUCUUUACAACUGUGUUGCAGUGUGUCCUCGCCUUGUUGAAUAAAGUAUGUACGCAGUUCGCCCACCUGAACUACAAAUCUCUACCGUAUCUGUGAUAUAGAUUAUUAAUAAUGAUAUAUUUCGAUUGGUACAGGCUAUUUUUAUCUGUUAGGGAUGUUCAUUUUCUUCUCUAACAUGGAUAAAAAUUUGGUUGGGUAUUGUUAUGUCCCGAAAAGAACGAUGAAUGGUAAUUUUGGGAUUCAUUUGUAGACCAGUACUACACGUAUAUUUUUUAUCGUAUAAUUGUUAAUUAACUAAACUAUUCAUAUUCAUGUCUCUCUUAUCAUAAGCUUCAUUUUAACCUAUGAACUGUUAUUAUACGAUUUUCCAUUCUUGAAUUAUUCCCUGUCUAUUAGUCACUGCCUCCCUCAUUCACAGCCACCUCUGGCUAAUUCUUGUACAAAUGUUGUUUCAUAUUUUAUUGGUACGUUGUGGUCUGUUUGAUUGGGAUAUAAACUCAGUAUGUUUGAAAUAUAUAAUGAUUCAUAUCACAGAGGCUCGGAUUAGUAAUGUGGACUUAACUGGCUGGGCUAGGCGGAAAGCGGGACCAAUCAAGACUCUAGACUGCUCGCAGGUGUUUUACGUGUCAUUGGUCCAAUCGAUAAGUCACUGCCCUCUAAUCGGCGAUCACAAGUUAUAAUAGGUAUGAAAUAAAUGUUAGAAUGUUCUGUAAAGAUAUAAGAGUAUGUAGACGAACUUAACAGGAUCUUAAAAUGACAGCGUGAUUUUGAAGCCACUUUUCAACCAAAAGCCGGAUUGUUUGUAUUGAUCAAACUAUAACACAACGGAAGGAAUUAAAUCUAUUAGAGUUUAAUGGUCAGGUAUUUAUCAAUAGGAUCAAGGGGUAAGGGUUAGAACUCUCAUCGUAAAUUGACAUCAGUUAUUAUGAAAACAUGCUCUAUAGCCAUAUGGAUUGGUGAAUUUCGUCCAAGAAUUCAAGAGGCCUUAUUUGAUUAGUUCUUUUAUCAACUGUUAUUCCAAUUGGUUAAGGUCUGUUUCAAGAUUGGGUUUGGAGUCAAAAUUUAGGCUUAGUGCCGACUUCCCUGUUCUGUACAAUCUCAAGAGACAGAAUCAAUUAUUUGAUACGUUUAACAAUGCUAAUUUCACUCUUUAGUUCCAAAGAAUCACUUCUCAUUAUCAUUCUGAGCAGUAUACAAAAGUAUUUCUGCUUCUCGUUAUUCAUGAUUUUUGAAUUUCACACAAAAACCUAGAAGUCAUGUUCUCAAUCAUGAUUAAUUUGCCUUCAAAGUAUACUCAAACCGAUAAAAGUCAUCUAUUUUUGAAUUCCAUGUUAAAACUAGAAAGUAAGCUUUUGGAUUCGAAUUGGCCCACCCCUAUAGUGGAAAUACCAUUCUCUACAGAACGAAGCGUUAUUCAUCUCCGUGCAGGUCAAACAAUGAAUGUAGUGGUGAAUUGUUUUUCUCGCUAAGUGUUUGUGUCGAAAACUAUGAGUCAUACCAAUUUGUCUAUAUCCACCUUGUUUCCUUAGUUUUGCAAUAAGAUAUAUGUAAAUCAUUGAGGCUAUAUUGUUAUAAGAAGAAUAGUACAACGGUCACCAGAUCAAGCUUUCAAUAUGUAUCUUGGCAUUUUGUGUACUGCUACUACUAUUACUACAUUAAGUUUUGUGUCCAAAGUCAUUCAAGGCUUGAAAUCCUAGAAAACUAUGAUUUAAUCACGUUCUAUUUUUCUUUAGACCGAUAUAUUUGUUUCAUCACUGUAGGCACGAUCGUAUAGUAUCAAUAAGUGAUGUCGAAAAAAAUUCUUCGUUAACUUGUACUUAUUUCAUAUUCAAUGUUAAUUUUAGCUUAUUUCAUUUCUCCACCAAGUUAGAGAAUUUUUUCUUUCAUUCAGGCAUGAUACGUCCUGUGGACGAUUAUGGUGUCAUCAUCAAAAUGAAAAAGCUAUGCUUCUUGGUUGGAUUCAGUCACAAACACGUGUUAUUCACUCAUCUGGUCGAUCAUGUUCUGCACUAGUUUAUGAUCCAGUUUGGCCAGCUUCAGAUCCUACCACUUGGGACGAGAACAAAUUAGUUCAAAUUAAUGCGAAUGGUGCAGGUGUUGGACUUUAUUCAGCAAAUACACAAGAUGCUGGGAUGGUUCCUGAUGGGACACCUUGUUCUCGAGGCGUAAGUUUAAUAACGUUAUAAUAAUAUCUUUCAAAAUACAAUUAUUACUAUUAACUGAAGUUAUCCAUAGAUUUACACAUUCAGUUGUUUGAAUGUUAUUGAUUCAAAAGUUAACCUUUCUUGUGCAACAUCACUGACCUUCAGGUUUGGGUGCCUACACGUAAAUUGACUUUAUCUUAAAUGAAUGCAACAAACUCCUUAACUUGAAUAAAGUUCUAAAGCUGGUUUAAUGCUGGGGCAAGAUCCUGUAGCCUCAAUAACGUAGUUUCUCUAUCACCAAAUGAAAAUUUGGAGUUCAGAUUAUUAAUACAGUAGAUAAUUAUCUUACUUGUGGGGUAUCUAUAUCUAGUAAGUACUCGUAAACCUUGAUAGACUACAAAGCUAUAUAUUACCAAGAGUAUGUAUAUGGUACUGGAGAAAGAGGGGAACAUUCGGUUUGACGACUAAAUUAUGGAAAUUUGUAUUAUUUUUACUGAUUACUAUUUAGCAUCCAAAUACCUUGGUAUUGUCGAGAGUGAGGAGAUUCCAUUCGCAUGCAGUUUAUAACCUCUAUCAGGUAAGUCCUACCUAUUAUUACCUUCACGGAACAGGAGUUAUGUUUCUGUAUAUGAAGUGUCAUGUCCGAACAAAGAAUAAAUGAAUUGUAACUGCUGGGAAUUGUUUAUGGACUAUUACUACGUAUAUUCUUAUCAGAUAAUUAUUAUGUAACUAGAUUACACAUAUAUUCAUAUUCUUUUUAUCAUAAGCUUUCAUUUGACCCAUUAGCUACCAUUGUACGAUUUACCAUCCUUAAUUUAUUCCCGAUCUUCUGUCCACAAUCUUUUAUACUGAGCCUCUUUUGGCUUGAUCUUGUAUAAUUAUUAUUUUUCACUUGAUGGUGCGAUGCGGUCUAGUCUUCUUGUAUAUAAACCACGUAUGUCUGAAGCAUAUGAUUCAUACAGCGGAGGGAGAUAUUGUGUUCUGGACUCAACGAGCAGGGUCAAGCGAGUUGACUGAAGACUGCUAGUGCUGGUUGGCGUGUGACUGGUUUAGCACAGAAACAAUGCCAUAGAAGUUGGUAUUUUGAAUAUCGAUUUUGACAUGAUGUUUGACGUACUUCAGGAUAUAACAGUUUUCAGCCCAUAUAUCAAUAUAUUUGUAUGGAUCGAAACAAUUUUUAUCGAGAAAGAAUUAGGUGUAUAGAAAACUUUUGAGUGAAAUAAGAGUAAACGUUUUAGUGCGUUUUUUAAAUCAAUGUUGUGAACGUGCAAACAUAAUCUUAUUUCUGUAUUUUACAGUAUUCUUUACAUCCACUUUCGAUACAUCAAAAUUAAGUUAGUUGGUAAGGUUGGGAAUUCUCAUUGACUCCUACCUCUUCGUGCAAUCCUGGCUGUUGUAGAAGUACUUUAGACGAAAGCCGAGGGGACAUCAAUCUAAGAUGUGAGAUCAGCCCACAUAGUCAUUGGUCUGAGCCAUGUUUACAAGUGUACACUAUCAGAUUGGAGACGUUUUGUGACCUUUUAUUUAAAACCUAUCAAAACAACCCUGAUGUAUUCGUCUUAACAUUUCUCUAAAUCAUAAAUUUUACUACUCUUUCGUACAUAUUUUUAUUUCCACAUUUUCGUACGAUAUUCUCAGUUGUUAUUCUUUCUUAUUACUAUUACUACGACGUGAUUUACCCUCCUUUCCUACUUAUUUUGUUAAUUUCAUCGCGUUGUGCUUAUAUAGUAUUGAAACUUAGGUCAACCCGCAUAUGUGCCAGUUUCUACGUUGAUUGUAACUGACCGAAAAAUUUGAACCUAAACACUCAGAGAUGUGUUUUUUUUUAAUCACUCAGUUAAAUACCUUCAUAUAUACAUAUUUACUUGGAACAUUUCAUUCUAAGAUUUUGUUAUGCCCUUAUUUAUGUUACGUUAUCUCAGCUCAAGAUUCAUUACCACGAUAUGACUAUAUUCUAACAGAUGUUUCGGCAAAACCAUAAUUUGUAGACUAACAAAUGAAAUUAAAGAUAGCAAGUCUUGGAUUUUGGUGCCAAGUUCAUUUAUCAAUAUGGUUAAACAACAUUUUGAUGUUAUAGCUAAUGCCAGUUCGCAGUGAAAACCCUAAUCCUAAUUUACAACCCAAUUUCUAACUCUGCAUUCUAUUUCUGAUUCCUUACACUAAUCGAUAAUCCACUUUUGAUCCUAUUAAGUUGGUGAGUUUUCUCAAGAUCACUUUAUCUUCGCCAAAGGUCGCCCAUAGGUUAAAAUCUCAGCCACAAAACUAUAUCUUAUGUAAUUUCAACGUUUUGCCUGAUUUAAACUUGAAUAUUACGGUUUUGUAAGAGGUAUAAACCAAAAAUAUAAAAAUGAGCAUGAUAUUGAUAACUUGGGUAAGAGGUGAAUAAAAAGAAUUCAUCAAACCCAAUAGAAAAAGUAAUGAUGUUUUUUACACCAUGUUGGUAUACAAUGAUAAGCAAUUGCUUUGUUACAUACAUUAUAUAUUAUAUUUCAAAUGGUUAGUGCAACUAAAACCUUAACGUUUUCACCUGCGUAUCUAAGUCAGCCUGUAAACUUGAUGAAUAUGUAGUGUCCAGUUCUCUGUCAAGCCUACUUGAGUUAUUCAAGCUUCUAGACAGAUCAAUCUAUAUACGGGAGUCAUAUUUUUACCAUAUCGAUUACUCUCUUAUAACCUUAACUGUUCUUAUAUAAGGGCGUAUGUGUGUUUAUCGCCUACCCUUUUCAUCACAUGUCUUUAGCUUAUUUUUGUCUGGCUAAAAAUAGUGAGUCAAGCUACACCAAAUGGAUUUGGUAUACUUCCCUUAUCGGCUUCUUUCCCCCUGUCUUCCUGCUUCUUAUUUUAAUGUCUGAGUGAACAAAAGUCUGAAAUAAAUACAUCCGUAUUUAUCUUCUUAUUUACACCAUCUCUCAAACGGAGUUAUCCUAGGUCUAAUAUACGGAGUUAAACGGAAGAUUUAUGUUCAUGGAAUAUUUAUUCGUUCGUCCAAAUUGGAGUCAAAUCUCGAGGCACUGAAAAUCUUACUUUAACUGGUUAGGAUGUAUGUAUCCAUGUUGUGUAAAUUUGUAUUGAGCCAUUGUUUAUCAAGAUGUUUAAAACUGAACUGUUAUGUAUAAAAAAAAAAGCUAAAAGGAAGAAAAAUAUAAGUUAUUGUCCAAGUAUUUUAAAAAGUUAUUUCUAUUUUUAAUAAAAUGCGUUUCAUUAGCAUUUAAUAGCUAAUCGAUGUGAAUUCGGAUAUUUCCAAUUUAUAACACUGACUAAUUUGACUAGAACAUUUAGAUACAUACCUUAAUACUCUGUUUAAUGUAACAAUAUUUUUAGAUUUAUAACUGUAGAGCAUAAUGAAUAAGUUAUCAAAAACCAUUGUACACUGAAAUAUUUCCUGUUUUUUGCAAUAUUUCAUAGGGUUUUUUUUUCAAAUUACUGAAAACAAUGAAUUUCAUUAAAUUAAUACAUAAGUUCGUUUUACCAAGGAACUGUCGGUUGCAACCAUGCUAAGUAAUAUGUAGUCAACUCACGUACCAGAUUAAAGCCUUACGUAAUUAGCUUUGUGUCACACACAGCUCAAGACUGAGUGGGGUUCGAACUUGGAAAUAAGUAGCUGAAACUCAAAACCUCUCAACCACUGAGCCAUCGCUCAGCUUUUUAAAAUCACGCAACACUCGGCACUCCCAGCCGGUCACCCAUUCAAGCGCUAAUCAAGUCCAACGUUGCUCAAAUUUGAUGAUCCGAUGGGAUCGGGCAUUUCCAAAGUCAAGUAUAAGCUUUCUACAUUACAUAGCCCGAUAUAUAUAUAUAUUCCUUUCCAUACAUAUUGUUAUUGAUAUGCAUAGACUAACUUAUUCAACACAUUCCGCUCUGAAGCACCAUCUUCGGUGACCACCUGUUGUACGAAUAUAAUCACAGCAGCUUCAAUAUAAAGGAUUAUUUGGUAACGCUUAGAGGAGGUGGAAAAUGUGAAGAAGUGAUCAGUUCUCGACAUAGCACCAUGAUAUGAAAGUAAUACCUAUUUAGUGUCCUACAAAUGGUACAACCAAAUGGCUUAAGAUGUUAUGAGACAUACUUCACAAGAGAAGACAUUGACGAUGCUGUUUUACUUUUCCUCUACACUCUUUAUAAAAGUGGAACUCUCUUAACCAGGAGAAGUGUUUCUUGUUUGUAUUUUUAGCUGAACUGUGACUUCUAUUACACAGUUUUCUUGUUCAUUUAUUGUAUUCAUUUCCAAUUCAUUUCUUUACGAUGUCAUUUCCUUAUUUGUUGUGACCCUUAUCUACUAUUUUGGUGCCCAUUUAUACUUGCUUUUGUGUAUCAAGUAAGUAAACAAUUAAUCUGAGUUGACAUCAUUUUAUGGUGAUGUAAAGUACAUUGAAAUCAUAUUUAACAAAUGUAUCGAAAAGUGUAUUGGUUUUUUCCAAAUUCUUUUCUGAUUGGUGAUACAGUUGAGAAACUUCGUAAGUUCAAUACUCGAAUAAUAAUAUACAUCAUAUCUUAUGUUUAUUUUCUCAGAAGUAUUGACCAGAUAUCUCAUCCUUUGAUUGUUCUUUUCUAGUUUUGUUACAAUGGUACUUGUAAAACAAUCGAUAAUGUUCGUCCACUGUAUUCAUGUUAUUGCAAUGGUCAUGGCGUAAGUUUAUCGUUAUUUAAAUAUUACUCUUUUUUGAAAAGAAAAUAUUAUACAACAUGGAUCAUUGCUUGUAGAUAAAUAAAUUCAAUAUCGAAAUUCAUUAUUAUUAGUAAUAAUAUUAUUGCGAUUAUUUUAAAACUUUCUUUAGUCAUGUCAUAAAAAAUAUUCGCUUUCUUGUAGACAAACAAAUGAGAUCCUAAAAUAUUAUUUCACAUUGGACUAAGUAAAAAACAUCAUGUAAUCAUUUCUUUAUUGUGUUGUUGAUUUUCUCGUGAUAUGUAUAUCGGGAAAAAGACACUGGGUUUAAAUCCUAAUGUGAACAUCAACAAUAGGAUGCAGGCACAUACAAUCAGCCUACCAGCCUCAAAUAGGACAAAACACUCGUUCUCGAUUUCACAGUUAACCACAAUUUUUCAAUUCGGUAAAGCUCAUGAUAUCCAUGUUUCAAAUUAUUCAAGUAAGAGCAGUAAUUUUCCAUUAUCUAACGACAGGUGCCGUCUGUUUUCGAAAACAAUGCUUACUUACGCCUGUUACCACUCGUGGAGCAUAGGCCGCCAACCAGGAUUCUCCAGCUAACUCUGUCUUAAGCUCUCCUUUCCAGUUGUCUUCAAUUGCUACUUAUUAUUUUCAUGUCUGCCUCCAUGGUCUCAAAGUACAUGAGCAACGCUUCGUAGACGCCUAUGAUCGAAUACCAGUAACAUACGAUUAUCCUCUAUUCUAAAUGGCGUUUAACAAAAUAAUAAAGUAAAACAGAACAAACUGUUGCACAGUAAACUCCCCCCCCCUUUGGUCAGGAGACGUAUUUCUCACCUACGCCAUAAGUGAAGCAAGUUGAUAAAAGCCAAUAGAGCCUUCUGAAUCGGUUUCGAGAUUUAGUCAGAAGUGAACUAAGUAACGAGAAAACCAAAAGUAGGUUCCAGGAACAACUGAGGUCACAAUUAGGUAGUUCUGAAAACGAGGCUGACCCAGAUGUUGCUUGGAAAGAUGUACAAACAGCUGUGGAAACAGCAGUGACAUCUAUCAGUGAUUGAAACCACAGAGUUACAAAGAACCAGUGGAUUUCUUCAAGGUCUAUCACAUUGAUGGAUUCUCGCAAACUCAUCCCAUCGGGCCCUGAACACGAUGAAGAGCUAAAACAAAUCUGAUCUAGGUUAACCAAAAGUUUAAGGAACGACCGUGAGCAGUGAUGAGCAACGAAAGCAAAAGAGAUGGAAAAGGCGGCGACUGUAGGGAACACAAGACUGCUCCACAGACUAAUAAAAGAAACUGGAAUUAAUAAGUCAAGUGUAAGUGAGAUUAUUUCGGAUAAAGACCAUACUCUCAUCUGCUCCCACUCCAGACAUUUAGAACGAUGGGCAGAACAUUUCAGAGAACAGUUCAACUGGCCUUCAGCUACUCUACAACUACCCUCCAUUUCCAGACAGUGUGAAUGGAACAUUGAAGUAGGUCCCUCAACUCUAGCUGAAGCUCAAAAGACUAUAGUUAGUCUGAAAAGAGGAAUGGCAGCUGGUCCAGAUGGAUUGGCUCCAGAGGUCUUUAAGGAUGGUGGUCCAAUUUUAGCGAUUAGGUUGACUAAUAUUUUAGCUAAGAUCUGGGAGUUGGACGUAAUCUCAUCUGGCUGGUCGCAACACUUAUUAUCCCGAUAUAUGAGAAGGGGUCAAAAUCGUCCUAUGACAACCAUAGAGGAAUUAGUUUAACUAAUAUAGCAUCUAAAAUACUAGCUUCAAUAAUUAUUGGGCGCCUAACUAAGACUCGUGAAUUGCAAACAUGAGAGAAUCAAGCUGGCUUCAUACCUGGUCGUGGCUGCAUCGACCACAUAUUCACCAUUCGUCAGGUUCUAGAACAUAGGCAUACUUAUCGGCGUCCGACAAUGGUGGUCUUUCUUGACUUAAAAGCAUCAUUUGACUCGGUAGACCGCGAGAUUCUGUGGCAGUGUCCGUCAUUGAGAGGCGUACCUCAGAAGUACAUAAACCUUGUGAAGGCUCUUUACUCGAACACUACUAGUCGAGUCAGGGCUUAUGGCGAACUGUCAUCUGCUUUUGCAACCUCAAGUGGUGUCCGUCAAGGCUGUCCACUUUCUCCAUUUUCGUUUAACUUCAUCAUAGACCUAUUGGUGGAAAUAACAUUCUCGUCUACUGAGUUCUCGUGUAUUAAUCUCCUUCCAGGAGGUCCACUUAUCGACUUGGAAUACGCAGAUGACAUAGUCCUGUUUGGUGAGGACGCUGAUAAAAUGCAGAGUCUUUUGAUAGCACCGAGCAACAAUGUCAGAAUGUUUGGAAUGCGCUUCUCCCCCCCCCUUAAAUGCAAGUUGUUGCUUCAGGACUGGUCUGCAUCAACACCUGAACUAAGGAUAGGGAGUGAAGUAGUCGAACGCGUUGACAACUUCACUUAUCUUGGAAGUCUGAUCAGCCCUAAUGAGUUGGUGUCUGACGAAAUCUCAACACGGAUUCGAAAAGCUCGCUUGGCUUUUGCCAACUUGCGUCACCUUUGGCGGAGGCGAGAUAUCCGUCUAUCAAUAAAAGGACGAGUAUACUGCGCGGCAGUCCGUUCUGUUUUAAUUUACGGCAGCGAAACAUGGCCAUUAAGAGUAGAAGACACUCGUAAGCUACUAGUAUUUGACCACAGAUGCCUUAGAAAUAUUGCUGGCAUCUACUGGGAUCACCGGGUAAGUAAUAGUGAGGUUAGACGCAGGGUAUUAUGGAAUGAUGGUAAAUCAGUUGAUGAGGUUGUGAAUCUUCAUCGACUGAGAUGGUUAAGCCACCUAUUGCGUAUGCCUGAGCACCGAUUACCACGAUGUGCAAUGCUAAUCGAUGUUGGGGAUGGUUGGAAGAAAGUUAGGGGCGGCCAAACCAAAACGUGGCAUCAGUGUUUGGAAUCACUAACUUCAGGUCUGAGCCAUGUUGGUAGAUGCAGACUACUUGGUUGGGGUUCGCGUGACUAUCGUAACCAAUGGUUGGAGACUCUUGGUGACAUGGCUCGGAAUCGAUCACAAUAGCGUAGGUGUAUACACUCCCUGUCUUCCCUUAAACUAAGAGAUUAAAAUUACUUCAUAUCUUUCUUUCUACGAACUAAUUCUUUCUUCCUGUACUAUAUCCUUAUAUGCAAUCUUUCUCCUAUAUAUUACCACCUUUGACCUAACCACUCCUAUGAAUCCGGUGUUCAUCUUGCUGUGCUAAUGCGGUAUGGCAACCUGGACCGAUGCAUAUAUGUGCGUGGUCCUACGUUGUGACUGACUAAGACCAUCAGUACUGAUGAGACUCCCAAAAUAAGUGGAGCGGUUGAUGCGUUCGACUACUUCAUUCUCUAUCAUUAAUUCAGGUGAUAACGUAAACCAAUCAUGAAGCAAUAUUUUGCAUUAGGAGGGAGAGAACCACAUCCCGAAAAUGCUUGCAUUAUUGCUUAAGGUGGUCAGAAGAAUCUGCAUUUCGUCAGCUUCUUCACCAAACAGAACUAUUUCAUCUGCGUACUCCAAGUCAACAAGUGAAUCUCUUGAUAUAAGAUCGAUCAUUGAAAAAUCAGAUGAUGAAAGUGUUAUCUCUAAAAUCACAUCUAUGAAAAAGUUAAAUAAAGAUGGGAAAAGCGAACAACCCUGACGAACACCACUUGAAGUAACCGGUGCCGAUGACAGUUCACCAUAAACUCCGACUCCUCCAGUUUACGAGUGGAGAGCCUGUACAAGGGUUAUUUACUUCUCAGGUACACCCUUCAGUGGUAGACACUGACAUAGAAACUCACAACUAACAGAGUCGAACGUCGUCUUAAGGUCAAGGAACCCACCCAUAGUUGGACGUCGAAAAGUAUGUCUGUGUUCUAUAUCUUGCCAAAGGAAUAAUUUUUUCGUCUAUACGUCCACGUCUAGGUUUAAAAUCAGACUAGUUUUCUCGAGCAGGCUCUUCAUGAGCUCUGGUUAGAUGCCGAAAUAUUACUGAGGCUAAACACGUUAAAGUUUCACCUCUUCUAGAGUUUCCCCAUCAGGUGUGAUUGGGUUUGAUGCCCUCUGUGUUGUAUUUCAGUAUCUUCCUUUUUCCUUUGUGUCUGUUGAGGCCUACUACUGUAGAUGCUACUGCUACACUGGUUGUCUUCACCUGCAUUUGUUGCUGUGUAUGAGAUAGAACAGCUAGGUCAUCUGCCAAUUCCAAAUCGUCUAGUUACAUCCAAAAUAGCCAUCGUAUUCCGUGCUUCCCAUCAGAUAUCGAGGUCUUCAUAGUCCAGUCAACCACCAGAAGAAAUAGAAAAGGAGCGAGUAGGCAGCUAUUUUUGACUCCGGUUCUCACUUGAAAUACAGUUGUUAGCUGUUCUCCAUGCACCACUUUGUAUUGUAGUCCGUCAUAUGAAUUUCGGAUGUGGUUGACGAUCUUCUCAGGAAUACAAAGGAAGGUGAUGUAUAGUGACGAGUUCCACCCAAUUGAUUGUUCAAUGAUGAUCUGUAAUGUCGCGAUUUGGUUUGUGCACGACCGAUCCUUACGGAAUUUAACCUGUUGAUCUUGAAGCUGAGCCUCUGUUGAAUCUUUCAUUCGGUUCAGUGGUACUUUGUUGAAAACUUUUCCUUGUACCGACAGUAGUGUGAUACUCUAUAGUUCUCUCAUUUGCUGAAGUCUCCUUUCCAAUCCAUCGGCACUUGCUCUUCAUCUCAAAUCUUCCUGAAUAGAUUGUGAAGCAUCUUUGCAAUUGCUUCGAUGUCUGACUUCAGUGCUUAAGCUAGUAUGUUGUCAGGUCCUGCUGCUUUCCCACCCUUGAUUUGUCUGAUGGUCAUCCUGAUUUCUUCGAUCGUUGGUGGAGUGACAUUUAUAUGAAUGCCUGUGACUUGAGAAUUAUAACUUCAUGGAAUAAAAAGUACAAAAUAAUUUUAAAACUUUAGACUCUAAGUGAAUAUGAAUAGUAAAUACAUCUGCGCCAUUAAAAUCAAUUCGGAAACAAUGUUUUAUUUACAAGCUUUACUUUUACUUUAGUCAACAUCGAUUCAUUCGUUCAUCUUCAUGUAUUCUGUUGCAUCACAGAUGUUUUUGGCUGUAAUAAAAUAAAUAUUAACGGCUCAAAAUAAUCUUAAUUAAUUUCUGUGUCGGUUACAAAAUGCUUGUUACAUAAAAUUAUUAUUUUGUUAAUAUAAUGGUGAUAAUUAUCUAUCAUCGUCAUCAGUUUUGAGUCUUUUUUGAUAGUUUCAACAUUGGACUUGCAUUUGUUUAGCAACCUUUUCGUUUACCUUUUAGUUUAAACAGUCGAUUACUAAGUACCUCUAGCUUUUAAAUAGUCUGUAUAACUCAAAACAUUUAAUUUAUAUGUUUAUACUGUAUUAAGAAAAUUUGACACCAUUUAUUCUAUUGUUAGAUGGUUGUAGGCAGUUGGUAGGGAUCCAUAGACCUUAGUUUCAUACUGGUUGCCAUUCGUCAAGAAGGCACGCACACAACCUUGAGAAAAUCAUUAGGGAUUCAAACCUGGAUCAUUUAGUUUCACAAUCCUGAGGCGUUACUAUUGAGCCAUUUGAUCUACAUUUUCAUGCAUAAGCUUCUGUCGGUACUAAUGAUUAAACAAACAUGACACACUAGCCAUAUCUUAGUGAUCAGUCAAUGUGCUUGUUUUAUUUACUAUUCUAGCAUUGGGUGUUAUUAGUGAUUUCCUCUCGCACUUCGGUUCACCUUUAUCCAUCUUUUACCAUUGAAUUGUGUGUUUAAAUUCCCCUAUAUUUUUUUUCAUUUUCAAAUACCUUUAUUACAGAUUUGUAAUAAUUUAGGACAUUGUCAUUGUUCACCCGGUUAUAAACCACCUUACUGUGAAGAAGAUGGAGAUGGUGGCAGUGUAGACAGUGGGCCGCCUCCAAUAAGUAGGAUCAAGGAUAACACAUUACUUGUUGUAAUAUGCAUCCUUUUCUUUGUGAUUUUACCUCUCAUUGGAUUUGGCGUAUACUAUGUAUUUAUACGUUCUGGUAGAUGUUUAGUGAGCACAUCAAAGGAGUUUAUUCAUACAAGUAGUGGUUUACGUAAACCAUGUGAUAAAAAUUGUACAGAAUGCUUUUGUCAACUAUUCAGAAAUGACAAAGCCAAAAAUUCAAAACAAAGUGAUAGACUCGAAAAGCCGUACCCCUUACUUGCAUUCGCAGCCUUCGAUUCAAAAGUCACAGAGAAUAAGGGAUUCAUCAACGGUCAAACCAAUGGUUACUGCAAUGUCACAUCCAAUGGUAAACUAUCAAACGGUUCUUACAGACCAGUUAAACCAAAAACAGUCAGCUUUGAACCAGUGCCCUCUAAGAAAACAACUUCCAAUUUCAGUGGAGUCAAAACAACUUGCUCACAAAACACCUUGUUCACUAAUUUAUCAACAGAAAAUAGCACAAAAGCAGCAAACAAAUAUCACCGCACAGCUGAUGAAAGGUAAAAUAACAAAAUAUGGCUUGGAACACGUAUUCGAUUACAGAGUAGAAAAAUCCAAAGCGUAUGGUUUUACACUUUUCAAAUGGGAGAGAAAAGAUAAAAACUGCAUCAUCAAGGAAGAUAAUAAAGAAACAAUCCCAACUAGUCACCUGAAGUUUACUAAAUUCUAUAGUCAACAUCUCUCCACCGCUUUUGAACAUCACCAACAAUUACACUCGAACAGUACAUCUAUAAAGCCAACUACAUUCAUUUCAGAACCCCGACUUGAAACAAUGACUUAUGAAGGACCAAUGUGUUCUUUAAAUGAUCCAAUUAUAAUUAAUACAUUACAACGUAAAUCUAAAAACACACUUGAUAAUCAAUCAAAACCUGCUUCAUUUACUAAUUCUCAAUCAUCUAUUAAUAAACAAAAUUGUCAACAGAAAACAAUCACUAAUCAACCCCUUACAACGCAACCACUGACAACAACAGUUGUAACAGGUGGACGUCAACCACUUUCAUCGAAAGAUAUAUCUGAGCCAUUAUUACAAGCAACUACAUAUAACGAAAGUUUAUCGGAUCUAAAAACAGCUAGAUUGAGAUUAUCACAGAAAGAAUUUGAACUUUGAUUAUUAUUUUCCGUUAGUCGUCUGUCCGUUGAUGGGUUUCUCACAUUUAUUGUUUAGAAUUCUGAUCUAUUUCCAUUAAAUGUUGUUCUCUCGCAAUUCAUUCCAAUAGGAAAUGAAUAUAUUAAUAAUAAGGGAAAUAUCUACUAUGAGAAUUAAACAUUUACAUUGUAAGAAAUACACCAAUAUAGUUAUUAUUUUCAAUAAAUGUGAUAAUCUAGUCGUGUUGCUUUUUUUUGUGGUUUUAUCUUUAUUCGAUUUGGAUCGUAUUUAUUUAAAUAGUAAUGAUUCAUUUAUCAAUAUUAAUCGAUGAACUCUCUUGAAUCUCUUGAAAAGUUGACGUAUAGUUGGAUAUUCCAGGCCGAAUUCAACUCAGGCUGAUAGAGAUUAUUAUGUAAGUGAUUUUGUUUUUAUAAAAAAUAACCUCUUGUUUUUGUGUGUGUAUUUGCUGAUGUGAUGAAUUUCACUUUCUUGUUCUUAUAUAUCUAACACAAUUCGGUUGUAUACAACUAAUUGUUCUACUUAUCUUCCAACCAACAUUCAUUAUAAUAAUAUUAUUCUGGUGUGAAAUAACCUUCAUGUUCAUUUUAAAGUCCACUUUACUUAUAGAACUAAUGGAAACAAUAAUCAAUUGGUUAUCAGUGAUAUAGACAUUUAUAUAUUUGCUUAUGUAUGUCGUUAUUGUAUUUAUCUUAGAACUUUCCGCUUUUAUAGAUGACUACUCUUGAAUUCCUACUUAAUUUGAAUGUCAAAAUUAACGAUCUGUGACAUGCUACAUAUAAAAAUUAGUAAAAAUGUCGAUUAAAUUCUUGCCUCCCUACUUUUCAAAUAUUCCCUAAUUGCCUUUUUUGUUACAAAAAUAUUUAUUAUAAUAUAUUUAAUAAAAUAUUUUCAAGCAAUUCAAUGAGUUAUUACAUGUGUACUGAGUGAAAUGGUAGAAGUUAUAAGUCAACUAUCGUUAUAUAACACAUAACUAGUGAUGUAAAAAAGUUCAGCUACCAUAUUUGUUUAUUUAUUCUUUUUAAUUAUGAUGAUGAUACGUACUUCAUGCUCAGGUUUUGUUUUUUAAUCUUAUAUUUAUGUGUAAGCGGAAUUAAUUUACCUCUUUAGUCGCCUUCAUCAAUCAGCAGAUUAAAAAUAUAUAUAUAGUGUGAAAUCGUGUUUUGGUUUUUUUUUCUUCACUACCACCAAACUAAACGCAUAGACCCUCGAGAGUAGAAAUAGAAAAUAUUUUAUACCUUUUUCUCAAAUAAGUGUCUUUGUUGUCAACAUUGUGUGAUUUGGGAAGCAAAAAUGAAAUAUUGUCUAUUGUUUUUUUAGCUAUUUGUAUCCUUUAAAACAAAACUGAUUACUCUGGCAAGUGUUUAUUACAUUUAUUGUUUUGAACAAGAUCACGAAUACCACCAGUCUGAAAACAGAAGGAAAAAAAUACAAUGAGGAUGUUGUAUUAAAGUGUAUUUAUAGAAAAAUAAACACA
Schistosoma haematobium is the source of this 20409-nucleotide messenger RNA. RefSeq lists its product as uncharacterized. Gene Ontology annotation, biological process: proteolysis. NCBI's taxonomy places the organism in Eukaryota, Metazoa, Platyhelminthes, Trematoda, Strigeidida, Schistosomatidae. Bases 13833 to 14957 code for a protein of 374 amino acids. Gene Ontology annotation, molecular function: metalloendopeptidase activity. The record is from RefSeq and is a predicted model, not a curated record. The transcript is spliced from 5 exons.